Molecule: messenger RNA, 418 nt
Organism: Solanum verrucosum
Lineage: Eukaryota; Viridiplantae; Streptophyta; Magnoliopsida; Solanales; Solanaceae
Product: protein TIFY 5A-like
Exons: 3
Coding region: 72-392 (106 amino acids)
Biological process (GO): regulation of jasmonic acid mediated signaling pathway; regulation of defense response; response to wounding
Cellular component (GO): nucleus
Source: RefSeq, a predicted model, not a curated record
UUCUUAUAUACAAAAGAUAGAUUGAAAAAAACUCCAUUCAAUUUCAAUCCCAGAUUUUUUAAUUGAAGAAAAUGAGAAGAAAGUGCAAUUUGGAACUCACUCUUUCUCCUAGCAACUUCUUAAUGGAGGAUCAACAAUUAGAGAAUGAGCAAUCACAACAGCUAACAAUAUUUUACAAUGGACAAUUUGUUGUUUCUCAUGUUACUCAGCUUCAGGCUAAAGCUAUAAUAUAUCGUGCAAGUAGAGAAAUGGAGGAGAAAACAAAUAAGAUGUCCGAGCCUUCAUCACCAUUAUUACAAACUCAAACUGGUCGUUUCAUGAAUAAAUCGCUACAAAGAUUUCUACAAAAGAGAAAAAAUAGAAUUCAAACAACUUCGCCAUACCAUCACUAGUUGCUCCUACUGAUGAUAUUAGCUCC